Penicillium oxalicum is the source of this 1740-nucleotide messenger RNA. RefSeq names its product S53 family peptidase. Gene Ontology annotation, biological process: proteolysis. The transcript is spliced from 4 exons. Gene Ontology annotation, molecular function: tripeptidyl-peptidase activity; serine-type endopeptidase activity. The coding region runs from base 1 to 1740 and encodes 579 amino acids. NCBI's taxonomy places the organism in Eukaryota, Fungi, Ascomycota, Eurotiomycetes, Eurotiales, Aspergillaceae. The record is from RefSeq and is a predicted model, not a curated record.
AUGCAUGUUCCUCUGUUGAACCAAGGCGCGCUGUCGCUGGCCGUCGUCUCGCUGUUGGCCUCCACGGUCUCGGCCGAAGUAUUCGACAAGCUUGUCGCUGUCCCUGAAGGUAAACAAAAGAAGUCCCCUGUUAUUUGCUUUGAAGCAAGAUUCAUCUUCAUGGUGACGUUGAGGGCUUCGAGAAGGCCGUUCUGGACAUGUCAACUCCCGACCCACCCCAACUAUGGCAAGCACUUCAAGUCACACGAGGAAGUUAAGCGCAUGCUGCAGCCUGCAGGCGAGUCCGUCGAAGCCAUCCACCAGUGGCUCGAGAAGGCCGGCAUCACCCACAUUCAACAGGAUGCCGACUGGAUGACCUUCUACACCACCGUUGAGAAGGCCAACAACCUGCUGGAUGCCAACUUCCAGUACUACCUCAACGAGAACAAGCAGGUCGAGCGUCUGCGCACCUUGGAGUACUCGGUUCCUGACGAGCUCGUCUCGCACAUUAACCUUGUCACCCCGACCACUCGCUUCGGCCAGCUGCACGCCGAGGGUGUGACGCUGCACGACAAGUCUAAGGACGUCGACGAGCAAUUCCGCCAGGCUGCCACUUCCCCUAGCAGCGACUGCAACAGUGCUAUCACCCCGCAGUGCCUCAAGGACCUGUACAAGGUCGGCGACUACAAGGCCAGUGCCUCCAAUGGCAACAAGGUCGCCUUCACCAGCUACCUGGAGCAGUACGCCCGGUACUCGGACCUGGCUCUGUUUGAGCAGAACAUUGCCCCCUAUGCUCAGGGCCAGAACUUCACCGUUAUCCAGUACAACGGUGGUCUGAACGACCAGAGCUCGCCUGCGCGGACAGCGAAGCGAGCCAACCUGGAUCUCCAGUACAUUAUCGGAACGAGCUCUCCCGUCCCCGUGACUGAGUUCAGCACCGGUGGUCGUGGUCCCUUGGUCCCCGACUUGGACCAGCCUGACAUCAACGACAACAACAACGAGCCUUACCUCGACUUCUUGCAGAAUGUCAUCAAGAUGAGCGACAAGGAUCUUCCCCAGGUUAUCUCCACCUCGUACGGUGAGGACGAGCAGAGCGUCCCCGCAAGCUACGCUCGUAGCGUCUGCAACCUCAUCGCUCAGCUCGGCGGCCGUGGUGUCUCCGUGAUCUUCUCAUCUGGUGAUUCCGGUUUCCCCGCCGCCUGCCCCUGGGUGACCUCCGUUGGUGCUACUACCGGUAUCUCCCCCGAGCGCGGUGUCUUCUUCUCCUCCGGUGGCUUCUCCGACCUCUGGAGCCGCCCCUCGUGGCAAAGCCACGCCGUCAAGGCCUACCUCCACAAGCUUGGCAAGCGUCAAGACGGUCUCUUCAACCGCGAAGGCCGUGCGUUCCCCGACGUGUCAGCCCAGGGUGAGAACUACGCUAUCUACGCGAAGGGUCGUCUCGGCAAGGUUGACGGCACUUCCUGCUCGGCUCCCGCUUUCGCCGGUCUGGUUUCUCUGCUGAACGACGCUCGCAUCAAGGCGGGCAAGUCCAGCCUCGGCUUCCUGAACCCCUGGUUGUACUCGCACCCCGAUGCCUUGAACGACAUCACCGUCGGUGGAAGCACCGGCUGCGACGGCAACGCUCGCUUCGGUGGUCGUCCCAACGGCAGUCCCGUCGUCCCUUACGCUAGCUGGAACGCUACUGAGGGCUGGGACCCCGUCACCGGUCUGGGUACUCCCAACUUCCAGAAGCUGCUCAAGUCUGCCGUUAAGCAGAAGUAA